Messenger RNA from Thamnophis sirtalis, 698 nucleotides. The record is from RefSeq and is a predicted model, not a curated record. NCBI's taxonomy places the organism in Eukaryota, Metazoa, Chordata, Lepidosauria, Squamata, Natricidae.
UCAGCAACUUUUGCCGAGCUUUGCUUUGUGCAGAUGCUAGCUAGAGGAUCUGUUCGAUCAAUCGCUCUCUGCUUUGGUUGUGUGCCUUGAACCGCAGAUUUCCCGACAUGCCUGGCGAGUACACUCUCACCUACUUCCCUGUGCGAGGACGUGGAGAAGCCAUACGCCUGCUGCUGGCUGAUCAGGGACAGGAAUGGACUGAGGAUGUGGUGAAUGGGGAGAUUUGGAAGAAGGGAGAUCUGAAGAAAUUAUGUGCCUUUGGCCAGGUGCCGAGAUUCCAGGAUGGGAAUUUUAUAUUGCAUCAGUCAAAUGCUAUUCUGCGCCACUUGGCUAGGAAUCACGGACUCUAUGGUGAAGAUGCAAAGGAAGCAGCACUGCUGGACAUGGUGAAUGAUGGUGUGGAGGAUCUGCGAAACAAAUAUGCCCGCUUAAUCUACCAGAACUAUGAAUCUGGCAAAGCUGCUUACAUUGAGGCCCUGCCAGCUGAGCUGGCCCCUUUUGAGAAGCUCUUGGCUGAGAACGAUGGAGGGAAAGGCUUCAUUGUAGGCAAACAGGUAAUCAAACCAUCACAGCUUCCUGUCGAAGACAGACAUCUGGACUGGCCAUUAAUGGUCUUCCGGAGAUGGAGGCAAUUACUCUGGGGUGAAAUUCAUACAUUGUUGUUAAUGUGUGUUCACUGUUAAUAAAAUCACAGCAGU